Molecule: messenger RNA, 327 nt
Organism: Haemonchus placei
Lineage: Eukaryota; Metazoa; Nematoda; Chromadorea; Rhabditida; Trichostrongylidae
Source: the annotation of a GenBank genome assembly
AUGACCACCACCGUUCCUCCGACCCUGGAAGAAGUUUGUCCAGCUCUGGUACAAACCCCGACGGCUACUGACUUCCCAGAUGGAAUCAUGACAUUCGUGUACAACCAGAACAGGACUUCAGUCGUCGCUACGUGCUCGCAAACUGAUCCUGCAUUCGACUUGAAUGCAGCCAUUGUGGCAAAUCGCCUGAACUUUUUGGACUUCGGACCUAGGAAUGUUAGCUUCCCUGGAACGUGCAAUUCGACACUCAUGCGAUGGGAAAUGGGAGAGCCACCGUUGCUAAUCGAUACGCUCGAAUGUCUAUUGACCAAUCCUCCUAACGGAUAG